This is a messenger RNA of Trichogramma pretiosum, 8016 nucleotides long. RefSeq names its product receptor-mediated endocytosis protein 6 homolog (gene Gapvd1). Gene Ontology annotation, molecular function: small GTPase binding; guanyl-nucleotide exchange factor activity. The record is from RefSeq and is a predicted model, not a curated record. Gene Ontology annotation, cellular component: endocytic vesicle; cytosol. Gene Ontology annotation, biological process: vesicle-mediated transport; regulation of GTPase activity. Lineage: Eukaryota; Metazoa; Arthropoda; Insecta; Hymenoptera; Trichogrammatidae. Bases 1194 to 5948 code for a protein of 1584 amino acids. The transcript is spliced from 15 exons.
UUCGCUGCAGCAGCUGCUCCGCUUUAAUACUCCUUCUCUCCGCUUGUAUAUAUUUUUUUUGCUCUCUGCAGAGUCGUGUGUAUGAAGGCUUUGAGAGCGGAUGUCUACACACACACACACACUGGCAGCAGCUAUACGCAGAUGUGUGAGAAAAAAAAACAGGCCUUUGUAUAUUAUGCGCUUCUCGCGUGAUGCGCCUUCGUAGUCUGUGUGCGGGACUCUCGUGUACAUGAGUGUCUGUGUGCCGUGGAGUCGUGCUCCGAGCUGUCUCCCAUACAUCGAAGCGCAACAUUGCACAAGCCAGUGCUGUACGAGUCAGCGUAGUAUAGUAUAGUACGUGAGCUUCGCUGAGCCUGUCUGCAGCUAUCACAACACUUGUUUCUCUCUCCUUCUUAUUAUAUGCACACGCACAGUUCGAUUCACGUUGUUCGAUUCAACGAUCUCCACCUGCACUCAACUCAACGCUUACUACUAUAUAUCUCAAGAUUACUACUGCUGCAAUUCGUUCUACGACCAAGUAAGACAGCAGCAACAACAACAACAACAACAACACAGCGACAACGGCGUGAUCGCACGCAGCAGCAGUGCCUAAUGCGUGGGUUGUCAUACACUUUGUACUUGCUACAGCACUAUCUCGUUUUCUUUUCACCUUUGUCAUUGUGAACGAAAUUCUGGCCCAACGGCGAUUCGUCCGCUCUUCGACGUUUUUAACGCGGAGGAGAUACGAGACCUACACAGAUAGGCGUAUGGUUUUUGUGAGUGAAAAAACCCAGCAUAGAUAAUGACAAUGCUCGACGCUCGCUGCAACUCGUCUGUUAGCUGAUUUUGGAAAAGACACUUUUAUCCGCUCGAGCGCAUUGUGCGUAAUCGAAAUCACGCAACCUUCGAAUUCAAACUCUGCUGCAGAAUAAUGCAGCAUUGUCAAUAGUCAACAGCUUUGAGCUAUCCAGCGUUACACCUAUCCCACCGUGCUGAUGUCUGCUAAUUCUGAUAUACGCUGAACUAUGCACUGCUUUGUGCUUAUCAAAAAUUACUGGUAUAGUUGCAGGAAACUGUGCUACAUCUAGCUACUUUUGUACAGAUUUUUUACUGUGUGCAAAUGUAAUCAACAACUCUGUGCUGCAUCUAAGCUACAGAUAAUAAUAUUUUUUUACUACAUUUUAUAAAAACUCUUCAUAUAUUACCAACUAAAAAUGUCUUCAGUAAACAGUGUUGAGUCUUUGGGAACUCUCCAGUGGGAUAUGAUUGAGUUAUCUGGUCAUUUACGCCAAGAAAGACUUUUUGUAAAUUCGGAGCAACAAACUUUACAGCAACUAAAUGAGAAAGUGCUAAGUUUGUCAUCAUCAUUAGCACAACAAGCAUGGAUAACAGCUCAACAAAGAGUCAAUUUAAACAGAUUAAUUUUGUCUAAACCUGAUUGUACCCCACAAAGUUGUUGCAAACGAUCAAAUGUGUUGGAAAAUUCGCAAUUCUUGAAUGCAAAUAAGCUUUUACGCUAUCAAUCAUGCAUAGCUUAUGGGGAAUUCUUAUGUCUCUUAAGAACUUCACCAAAACUUGUGGCUUCUUGUUUAGUUGAAGGAGAUAAAGUAGUACCAGAAAUGAUUGAAAAUGUAAUACAAUCAAUUGCAAGUGGACUUUAUGGUAGUUGCUUACUACCAGAAGACAAAAUUUUAGUUUUAAAACUUUUAAGGCACAUGAUUCUAUUACAAGUAGUUCCGUCAGAUAAUCCUAGGAGAGUACUGCGGCAUGGAACGUCUGCUUUUUCAAGAUUUUAUUCAAUAUUCCAUGAAAGUCUCUUCUCAGCCAAACUCUUUUUAACAGCUGCUUUAAAUGGACCAAUUAUUCAAUUAUUAAUGGAAGAUGAAGUGUUUCUUGAUAUUGAUCCAGACAAAAAUCCUAUUCGUUUUUCUCCUAGUGAAAAGCUAAAGAAAUUUGGCAAAGAAGGUACUCCAGAUUACCAAACGAAAGUACAACGACACAGACAGUGGAUAGUAAAUUCAUUGGUUCAAAUAACUCAAAAAUUCAUAGUGAGUAUUCGGGAGAAUAUGCACUGUUUUCCAACGUGCAUUUGUUGGUUGGUUCGACAAAUGGCUGGACUUUUAAGCAAAACUGGAAAUGUGGAUCCAAAAGAAAUUCAUGCUAUGUGCACCGAUCUUGUGUUCACUUAUUUCAUUUGUCCAGCUAUAGUUAAUCCAGAGCCUUACGGAAUAACCGACGCACCGAUAAGCUACAUUGCGCGCUUCAAUCUCAUGCAAGUCGGACAGAUACUGCAAAUGCUGUGUCUUAUGAAAUAUCAAACUGUUGAUUCAAAGGUGAAUGAUCUCUACCGACGUUUUGAAAAAGAUUCCGUCUCAUCGAUUCUUGACUCGAUGCUAGACGGGGCCGUCGACGAGCUUGACGAAGAACCAACCACCAUUGAGGCUAGCAAACUACAAGGUCUAGGACGAUCCGCGGCUUUAUUCACCGAAGCCGAACUAAACAAUCUAGUGACGUUUCUGCAGUCAGUGAACAGUGUUGCAACUUCGAGAGACGAAGGAGCCAGCGGCGAUGCUCCUAUCGUUGCCAAUCGCAUUUUCGAUCAAAAGCAGCUGGCCGAGAUGUUGUCUCAAUUACCCACGAGCGUUAACUCGGCGACCAUUGUGAACAACGUAUCGUCAAGCAAUGCAUCGCCCUGCGACACUCCGGUCAAGAGGAGUUCUUCCGCUGGAUUACUUGGCAAAGUAGGUCGAGGACGUGGAGCUCGAAUUUCUGGCAAACAUUCAAUAUCCGACAACGGAGAAGAUGCUAACGGAACUUCAGGGCCAGAAGAUGAUGGGUCGGAUAAGGCUCCCUUGACGGUAUUGAUCAUUCCUUUCGACUCCUCCAUCGGUGAAUCCGUCGGCUCACUCAGUGAGCAAAAGGUACUCUGUAUGCAGGGCAAUAUGGUAGACAAUGAAUCGAUAGCAAUAAAUCUACCCGAAGGAUUAGCUAAUGGUCACGGUCAAGGCCGAGAAAGUAACGUCGACAGAAUCGAGACGCAAGAAAAGCGAACUAGAUUUUCCUUGUCCCACGACGAAGUUUUAUUCGAAGGAUCGAUCGGUAAUACAUCGGAUAACUUGGAGGCGGUAUCCGAAGCUGCUUCGAAUCACAGCGUAGCUUCCUCCCUUGAGCUUGAAAACGAAGAUCAAAACGAUAACUUAUCGGACAUGGUAUCAGCGAAUGUAUCUGGCAGGGGGACACCGAAUAUUUCUGGUCGCGAUACACCCUCGUCUCAGUUGACCGAAGGCGACGAAGGUGGCCGCGUUGGCGGAGAAAAUCGUCAGCACGGCAUGCAACCGCAAAAUAUCCCGACGAAGCAGAGCCGCUCGGAUGUGGACGAUAAAUUUUGUAAAUUUGAGAUAAAAAAAUUGAUGGAAGGAGACGAAACCAUAUCGUUGGUGUCGGACACCUGGUCAACGGACGUACUGGCCUCGGACAGCGAAUUCAUUGAGCAACAGGAGCGUUUUCCAUUUUUACCGCAACAGGAGCAGCCGAGGCCACCUCCACCUCUGGUUCCCGAACCUUUGCAAGCGAAUUUGGAUGUCAGCGAAACUGCCUCGGAAGCUUGGAGUACCGACGUUUUAGCUAGCGAUUCCGAGCGCAUGACCGAAGUCGAUACAGAUGAUACUGCCAGCGUUGCAAGGUCCGACGAUACAGCGAGAUCUGAAAUAGAAAGUCGAGGAGAACCCGAGGGUGGAGAAGAUACGCCACCUCCCAUGCAAAUGAUGGACAACUCCGGCCAAUUUUUUAGACCGAUACGAGAAGAGGCUUUGAACCGUUCUACUGUACCUUCCUCACCGACGACACCCCUAUCACCAUCCUCGUCAAACGUAACUGGUCGUGGUGGUACGAGAUUAGACUACCGGCGCAGCACCAGUGACUAUGUUGAUAGUAAUUCCAGUAGCGUAAGAAUCGCAGCUAUCAACAAUAGUAGCAAACCAACUACUCCCGCGAAUAACGAAGAUCAUUUGGUGCAAUUGAUGGAUAAGCUGCAAACUGAUGAUUCCAAAUCGAGUACCAGCGAUAAUGUCGAGGUUGCCACGAGCAGUGGUGUGGCAAUGGCCAAUCAUAUUGGUGCCGCGGCUGUUGCGCCUGCUUUAUUGCUUGCUAAUCACAUCAAUCCGCCCACUCCAUCAGAAGGUCCUAAAUUAUCGAAUGGCGAUAUCAAAUCAGGUUUAGGAGAGUUGAUGAAUGGCAACGGGGACGUAGUGGUGCGUUUGAGCACUGCUAGCUUGACCUCGAGCAGUUCUUCAGGCUCGGAACCUCGAGCCGCCAAAACAACAUGCGCCAUAUCAAUACCGAGCAGCUGUAACAGCAGUAACAAAUCCGUUAGUAUGCCAACGUCUAGUACUCUUGGUGCCGACGUACCCGACGGAGUUGCUUCCGCAUCGGGGAGCGCCGUACAGAGUCCCAAACCAUCAACAGGAGCGAUUCCUAAAAGUAUAAGCUUCGACAUGACCGCUGAGAGAGGUGACAAAGAGAUGCUCGAUGACGAUCAAAAAAGUAAAAGAGGAGGCUUUUUUGGCAAGCUUAUGUCUUUGAGAAAUAGGCGUGGAAAGUCUCUCCGGGGUCCCGACGAAAUGACUAGAUGUUACGACCGAGGCAUGUCCGACAUGACUAGCGACGGUGUUUGCGGUGGUAGUGGUGAUGCCCGACUCAGACUGCGUAGGAUAGUAUCCGAAGAUACCACGUCAACGUGUAGCGCAAAUAGUGACACCACAGAUGACAUACUAGCAAAGUAUCGUAGAAAACCGAGUGCCAAUAGUGAUACAACGUCAAUUGAAAGUACACAAUCGCGAACUAAAGAAAUUGAAGACGAGCGGGUACUCAUCGAUCCGAACAAUGUCGAGAUGUCGUUCGCCUUCGCAGAUGCCAAAAGAAAAUUGCGUAUGGUACUCAGCACCGCUGACCUUCAACAUGUUCCAUGGACGAACAUGAACGAAAGAAAUUCGUGGACCCAGAAAGAGAACGAAUUGGUUGCCUUUCUUCAGCUGCAGCUAGCUGAGGCUAUAAACUUGCAAGACCGAGCCCUUAUAGCUCAUUUGCACGAGACGCUUCGAUGUGUUCGCUUGUUCAACGAGGAUGGUUGCAGAAAGUUGUUCAAAUCUCUCGGCGAUGAUUAUCAAAAGCGGUCACCAUAUAUCGCUUACUUGAUCAGAAGUCGACAAGGGUUACUCUCAACUCUCGCGCAUUUAGAUCGGCUUGGAGAACGUGUAAAAUGCGAUGGAGACGCUGUAAAUAGUCACUUAGUUUUAGUAUGUGUCAAAGUGUUCUUAGACAAGUGGGAUAAGAUUUUGCAAACAUUUUUCGAUCAGUUCAAAAAAUUAACCGUUUCCGAUGAGAAACAAGAUUUAGUCGAUGGCUUCUUAAAUAAUCUAUAUACUGAAAUGGAAAACGAUCUCAUUUGGCAAGUGGCGAACGAUAGACAACUGGAGCUAGCGCGUACAAUGGUAGAGCGAACUCUCAUGGCAAUGGUCUAUCAAAAUGCCAUGUAUCCCAAUGGGGACGGUGACAUCCAUCGGGAUAGUGUAUUUCACGAACACAUAAGAAAAUUAGCGAAAAUUGUUACGCCAAAUCAUCAAGCUUUGCGUAUACCCAAAAUCUAUCUGUACGAGUGUCCAUGGCCUUGGGCUCAAGUUGAAUUAUCGGUGAUUUCAGCGUAUAAGACGCCACAUGACAAGCUGCAAUGUGUCGUACGCUGCGCUACUACUAUUAUGAAUCUCCUGUCGAUGGCUUCGGAGCGAGGUAUACCCGCUGCUGAUGAUCUCAUUCCUGUGCUUGUCUACGUCAUUAUUAAAACGAAUCCACCAUCAUUACUGUCAACGAUACAAUACGUCAAUAGUUUUUAUGGUAAUAGAUUGAAAGGCGAAGAAGGCUACUGGUGGACGCAAUUCUGUUCUGCCGUGGAGUUCAUUAAAACAAUAGAUUAAUAUUUUUUAAAUGACUAUGUUUACUACAUAGGUGUAAAUUAAUUCCUGUGUACCAUUAAUAUUGUAGACAUGAGAAGAAAAAAGAGAUAUUCUUAGAUUAAAGUGCAAAAAUGGUAUAUUAGUAAUGUAGUUUUUGAAAAUUUGAAAACUUGUAUAAAAUACUGGCUAAGCAUUCACGAACAAAAUCUUUUUUGUUCAAAUAUAAAUUUUAUCGUUAUGAAACUCUAUUUAUAACAUCGAACAUCACCUUUAUCCUCCCACUUUUAUUUUAUGCUCAUGAGCAUUGAACUUGGAACAAAAUUAUUUUUAAUUACUCUACGCAAAAACGAAAUGAAUGGCAAUAAAUGUGCGAGGGUGCUAAGGAUAACAUUUUUUCUAUGAAAGUAGAAAAAAAAAGCUGAAAAAAAAUAUGAAACUUGAAUAUUAAUGAAGAUAAUAAUAAAGGAAACAAAAAAAUGCAACUUUAACUUAUUGAAUAAUUUCGUACUGCAAUCGAUCGUUUGAUGUCACACUACUUAUGCAGUAUACAGUUCUUUGUACGUUAAACUUAUUAUUAGGAAUAAAAAAUUUUAUUUGGUUGUUGCGUUAUUAAUUAGGUUUAUCUUUAGUGUAUGAUUGUUUUAAAGAAUUUAUUAUUUGAUAAACUUUGAUAAUAUAUUAUUAUCAUAACAUAAUAUUUUAUAAACGAUUAUUUAUGAAUGCUAUACGAUUUUGUUUUAUUUUUUACGUAUGUUACUGCAUUAUACAAUGGAAAUAUUGAAAUGUUAAUAUUGUUUUCAGUUCUGAAUAUACUACAAGCCAAUAAAUUAUUUUAACAUAUUAAAAAUCGAAUCAUAAAUCAUUUAGCAUUACAAAUUCCUUUAUACUCUUCUUAGUGCUGUAGAUUGAAAUAGCUCAUCUGAUGUGCGACAAAAGUUAAUUUCAGAUAAAAUCGCACCAAAUUAUAGAUAUUGCAAUAUGUUUCGAAAAAAAGUUUUCUACACAAUUGCAACAAAAGUCAUCCUGGCAUGUGGCGUGGUACGGAUAGCGGAAAGUUUUGUCUCCCUCGCAACUUUUAUUUGUAGUUUCAAAGAAUAAAGCAAAAUGAGUUUUUGAAAUUCUAUUCAACUUUCGUGAAGGCAGUUACCAUUUUUUCCCAAAUAAAUCGAUCGAAGUUAUGAAAUUAAAAAAAAAUUAUUAUCGCCGUUUCGUCAGCGGAUGUUGCGGCGUUACAGGAAAUACAGGUAAUACCAAUCGAUUCGUAUAUAUUCAAUAUCCAUUACGACUGUGUUUAUGUAUCUUAUGCUAAACAAGUCGGACGCCACACGACGAAUUAUUCUAUCACGCAAAUGAAAUGAGAUUGGUGAUUUAUUUUGUGCCGAAGAUUUUGAUUGAUAUAUUUUCAAUAUUGGAAAAGGAUAAUUUUAACGUCUUCGAAGAAGUUCAUUCCAAGAAAAAAAAGGUUGAAUUGUCAUCCUCUUGAUAUUAUUUCGUAUACAAAAAGAAACUGUACUAUCGUAAAAGAACACCGAGAAAAGUGAAAUAAUCCAGCUAAUUAUUUUAAACGAGGAAGCAAGUAAAGGCAAGCGAACGCAAUAAAAAGCAUUAAAAAUUAUUCAACUGCUGCACAAAUUAAUUGGAAAAAUAACUCGACUGUAAGUCAAAAGAAAAAUUGGCAGACCUGAGUUUAGUUGAUACUUCAAAGAAAAUUAGAUCGAUAGAUGUACAUCGUUGUUUUUAAAUCGAAUAGAAUGCCAUGUGCUUUAUUGAAAGAUUCAUCAUUCGCCAUAUACAUAAGUAAUAGUUAAUAAUCGCCGAAAUAUAUUUGAUAUUAGUUUGUUUGUUCUUUUUUAUUUAUUUAUUUAUUUAUUUAUAUGUAUAAAUGAGAGCGUUUACCCGCUGCAUUGGAGGAAAGAAAUACAAACAAUUCAUUGUCAUUGUUGACCUAAAAAUUUUACGAUACAUUUUUGUUCUUCAGCAUUUUAUCUUGUUAAGUCAUCUUUCAUUGUUUCUCUGUGCUAGCUAGGUCAUCUCGAUAAUACAUUAAUCUUAUCACUUGCAUUUUCUUAUUUUUCGCACUUUCUCUCUU